AUGAACCCUGAACAAAUAGACCAAUUACUUCGAAAUCAAGUAUCACAGCAACAACAAAUAACAGAAAUCCUGAAAUUUUUAGUUGAAACACGAAUUACCACACCCACACCAUUGAACAACAAUGGAACGGAAUUACAGGUAACUACCUCAACACCGACAGAAAUAAAUAAAAUAGCCAUCAUUAAUAAUUUUAGAGGAGACAAAUUUGAACCGUCAAGUAACUCGUCAAUUGAAAAUUUUAUCGAAUAUUUUGAAGCCAAAUGUAGAAUAGGGGGUGAAAGUUACUUAAAUAUACAGAAAGACCUUUUAUUAUCAUGUUUAAAACCUGAAACAUAUCACGAAAUUAAAACAGCACUAAUACCCUCAUUCGAAAAUUCUACCUACGAUGAUAUUAAAAAUAAACUACUAGAUAUAUAUAAAACACGUAAAACAAGAUACAAGGCAUUGACUGAAUUUUGGUCUUGUAUCAGAGAUACCUGUGAAAGCAUGGAACAUUAUGCCAAUAGGUUAAAAGAACUCAGCAAAGACUGCGGUUAUGAUGACACUAUAUUAGAACGACAGUUACGAGAUCGCUUCGCUACAGGGCUAAAUCAUCAACAAUUACAAAUUGAACUAAGACAAAAAUGGCCUGAUCUUAUAGAUACUCAAAACGGAAUAAAAACAGAAGUAACAUUUUUACAGUUAUUUGCUAUUGCUCAGUCUAGGGAACUAGCUGAAGCAGAUAUUAAUACAGAGUGUAACAUUAACAGAAUAUCUAACAAAACUGGAAACAGAAAAGAAGAAAACAUACGGAAACCAACACGCAAAUUACGCCUAGACCAAUGUCGCAGAUGCGGCAAGCACAAUAGACACAGCUUUGACAAAUGUGAAGCCAGAAAUCAUGAAUGUACAGAAUGUGGAGUUAUAGGUCACUUUGAAAGUUGCUGCAUUAAAACUGGCCGAGCGUACCUUGACAACUAUAAACCGUUUAAAAAAUCAACUAAGUUUCAGAAAAAUAGGCACUUAUACAUAAUUACAGAAAGAGCAAAUAUAACUAACAGAGUAUCACAAACACCAACUUCAUCAUUUUCAGGUAGCGAAGAAAGUGAGGAAGAGAGCAAUACCUACAAAAUACAAAAUAAAAAAACAAGCAGGUGUAAAAAAAUAGAUGUUAAAAUUAACGGUAUUAAGUGUACAAUGGAUUGGGAUCCAGGUUCCGUAUAUUCCAUCAUUAAUACUAAAAUGUGGAGAAAAAUUGGAUCACCCUCACUAAUGCAAGCACCCACAUUAAAAGCUUACUGUAACUUCAAACUAAAACCCAAAGGCUUAACUGAUAUUACUGUAGAAGUUGAUAACCGAAGUUUAAUAUUACCAGUAAUUGUAAUGAAGCAUGCUGAGCCAAUGCUCUUUGGCCUACAGUGGAGUGAAUCUUUUGAUAUGAUUUUUCCGGAACCCGUUUACUCUAUAAAAAAUAUUGCAAUGACAACGAACAUGUCACUUAGGCGUGUAUUAGAUGCUCACACUAGGCUCUUCGACGUCGCUGAUUAUUUAUCACGUAUGCCAAAUCAUAAAGAGGAACCUACAAGAGCUGAAUUAAGAAUUCAUAAAAUUGACGAAAUUACACAAUACGACAAAAUAAAUGAUUUAUCACUAACUCAACAACAUAUUAAGGAAGAAACCGCGAAAGAUAAUAGCCUUAAACAAGUAAUGCAAUUCAUUAAAACAGGAUGGAUAAAUUUAGUAAAGAAAGCAGAACUACAACCUUAUUUACGCAAACGUGAAGAACUUACAAUAGAAAACAAUUUAGUUAUGUGGCAGGGUAGAAUUGUGAUGCCGUACACAUUGCGCCUGCCCACGUUAAAAUAUUUACACAGAGGUCAUCCAGGAAAAUCACCAGCUCAAAUGAUGUUUGGACGCAGACUUACAUGUGAGUUAGACAAUGCCCGCCCGAAUCUAAAGCAUCAAUUGAGAUUUAAGCAAUUACAAGCAGACAUUUUGAACGAAAAUUCAAAAGCUUUUAGACCCGGAGAUAACGUUUAUAUUCGAGAUAAAGUGAUGAAACAGUGGAAGCCAGGUGUUAUUAAGCAGAGAACACAUAAAUACUCAUAUAAAGUCAAUACACCCGAUGGAACAGAAAGGCGAAUACAUGCAGAUCAUAUUAGGCCAAGAGCCAUGGAUAGAGAAAAUGAUACAAAAGCUGAACAUACACCAAUCAGCUCAACAUGGUUUGAACACAAAGCACCAAACAGAAAACAAUCAACCAAAAAAAAUUCAUCUGAAAAAUCUACGGAACCAGUGACUCCGAUAAAAGCCUCGAUUCCUAAUAUUACACCCACAGAAACGAUAACGAUACAAUCAACACCUAGACCCGGAAGCCUAAUAGCAGAAACAAUCGAACAAGACAGGCUAACCAAUGAAUCCAAUAAGGAUAGAGAAUAUAAAGCGAUACAACGACGUAGUAAACGUACUAUAAAACCGCCACGAAGGUUGAUUGAAGAAAUU
This is a messenger RNA of Brenthis ino (lesser marbled fritillary), 2481 nucleotides long. Lineage: Eukaryota; Metazoa; Arthropoda; Insecta; Lepidoptera; Nymphalidae. The record is from the annotation of a GenBank genome assembly.